AUGACUAUUAUCGUUGCUUCUCUAUUCUUACCAUACACGCCUCAGUUCGAGGCCGAUGUAACGAAUUCGGACACUGCCAAGCUGGUCGAAUCAAGUAUGAUCAAAAUGGACUGCAAUAACCAGGAAUUGGGCAAUAACAAGCAAGAGAGAAGUAGUUCUGUGACUUCGGCCAAUUCUCAUUAUAUCGGUUUGCCACAAGAGCCUCAGAUUAACGGUGAACCUUUGCCUAGAACCACUGUAGGCUCGCCAGUCACAGCAGUUAACUACCGUAAUGAAAUGGAAAUGCUCUCUUCCGAGCAAUUCUUGGAGGAGUUGACUGCUAAUGCCACUCAUGCGGCUAACUCCGGUAUUCCGCAAUCCAAUAAGCCUGCGUCGUCCACUUCCACUGCUCAAAGGCCUUCAGUGGAAGAGUUUUUCUCAGCUCCCUCUGCUAGAGUCUGCUCCCCCGCUCAAGAGGCUUCUGCUUCCUCUAUUUCCGCCGGUCAUGCGACGUCAUCUCACCAUAACGACUUGAGCUCUAACCUCAUGAAAAGUCCUAAUUUGUUGUUCGACUCCCAUCCAUCUAGGGCUAGAAGCUCAUCCAAGAGUGCCGUGAUUACUCCGGUUUCCAAGAGCGUUCCAGAUGUCGAUCCCGCCGUCGUAGAUGUCGCGAAAGUAAGAGAAGAAUUUCAACAACAAGCUUCCUUGCCCUCCAUGAAAAGAGUUUCUGGAAGCGCUGCCGCUGAUUCAUCCAGUGGUUCUGCAGGUUCUAACUUGAGGUAUUCUGAGAAAUUCCACGACAACUUUAUUGAAGAUACUGACAGUGAGGAUGACAUUGAUUCUGAUUUGGAGACGGAUGCUACCAAGAAAUACAACGUUCCUAAAUUCGGUGGCUAUUCCAAUAACGCGAAGUUGAGAGCAUCUUUAAUGAGAAACUCAUAUGAACUAUUUAAGCAUUUGCCAUGGACAAUAGUCGACAGCGAUAAGGGGAACGGGUCGUUGAAAAAUGCGGUUAACAUUGCAGUCGCUGAAAAGACCGUGAAGGAGCCUGUCUCCUGGAUAGGUACAAUGGGUAUUCCUACUGAUGAGAUUCCUCACGAAGUUUGCCAUGAGAUUUCAAAGAAAUUAGAAAAGGAUUUCAAUUCGUAUUCAGUGGUCACUGAUGAUAUCACGUUUAAGGGAGCUUAUAAGAACUACGCCAAGCAAAUCUUGUGGCCUACUCUGCAUUACCAAAUACCAGAUAAUCCCAAUUCAAAGGCAUUCGAAGACCAUUCCUGGGACUAUUACCAAAAGGUCAACCAAAAAUUUGCUGAUAGGAUUGUCUCCGUUUACAGACCCGGUGAUACUAUCUGGAUACAUGAUUAUCAUUUAAUGCUUGUUCCACAAAUGGUGAGAGAGAAACUGCCCAAGGCUAAGAUUGGAUUUUUCUUACACGUUUCCUUUCCGAGUAGUGAGGUGUUUAGAUGUCUCGCUAACAGGGAAAGAAUUCUUGAAGGUAUCAUUGGUGCAAACUUCGUUGGAUUUCAAACCAAAGAAUAUAAGAGACAUUUCUUGCAGACUUGUAAUAGAUUACUGGCCGCUGAUGUCUCCAAUGAUGAAGUCAAAUAUCACUGCAAGAUUGUUUCGGUAAUGUAUGCGCCAAUCGGUAUUGAUUAUUACCAUUUGACAUCUCAGUUGAGAAAUAACUCUGUGCUUGAAUGGCGUCAAUUGAUUAAGGAGAGAUGGCACAAUAAAAAAUUAAUUGUUUGUCGUGAUCAGUUUGAUAGAAUUAGGGGUCUUCAGAAAAAAAUGUUGGCCUACGAAAGGUUUUUAGUAGAGAAUCCUGAAUAUAUCGAAAAAGUAGUUUUGAUUCAAAUAUGUAUCGGCAAGAGCUCCGAUCCUGAGUAUGAACGCCAAAUCAUGGUUGUCGUUGAUAGAAUCAAUUCUCUGUCUUCGAAUAUCAGUAUUUCUCAACCAGUGGUCUUUUUACACCAGGGAUUAGAUUUUGCUCAAUAUUUGGCAUUGAAUUGUGAAGCAGAUGCAUUUUUAGUAGAUGCCUUAAGGGAAGGUAUGAAUCUAACAUGUCAUGAAUUCAUCAUCAGUUCAUUUGAAAAAAACGCACCUUUGCUAUUAUCUGAAUUCACCGGUAGUUCUUCUGUCCUAAAGGAAGGUGCUAUCUUAAUUAAUCCAUGGGAUAUAAAUCUUGUGGCGCAAAGUAUCAAGAAAAGUUUAGAAAUGUCCCCUGAAGAAAAAAGGCGUAGAUGGAAAAAAUUAUUCAAAUCUGUGAUUGAACAUGAUUCGGAUAAUUGGAUCGCCAAAUGCUUUGAGUACGUAAAUAAUGCAUGGGAGUCCAAUCAAGAAACAUCUACCGUUUUCAAUCUUGCUUCAGAAAAAUUUUGUGCUGAUUACAAAGCUUCCAAGAAGCACCUAUUUAUUUUCAAGAUUUCAGAACCUCCAACGUCAAGAAUGCUCUCUUUGUUAAGUGAAUUAAGCUCUAAUAACAUAGUUUAUGUUUUAAGUUCAUUUACCAAAAACACAUUUGAAGGUUUAUACAAUGGUGUUCUAAACAUCGGUUUGAUAGCCGAAAAUGGAGCUUACGUAAGAGUUAAUGGGUCAUGGUACAACAUCGUGGAAGAGCUGGAUUGGAUGAAAGAAGUAGCCAAGAUUUUUGAUGAAAAAGUCGAAAGAUUACCUGGUUCCUAUUACAAGAUUGCUGAUUCUAUGAUCAGAUUUCAUACAGAAAACGCAGAAGACCAAGACCGUGUUCCAACCGUGAUUGGUGAGGCUAUCACGCAUAUUAACACUUUAUUUGACGAUAAGGAUAUUCAUGCUUAUGUACAUAAGGAUAUUGUCUUUGUUCAACAAACGGGGUUGGCCUUAGCUGCUGUUGAGUUUUUGAUGAAAUUUUACAACAGUGGCGUGAAUACCACUGAUAACAGUAGAAUAUCUCUAUCAAGAACAUCAUCUUCGAUGUAUGUUGGCAAUAAUAAGAAGCAUUUCCAAAACCGCGUGGAUUUUGUUUGCAUUUCCGGUUCAACAUCACCUAUCAUCGAACCACUGUUUAAGUUAGUUAAACAAGAAGUUGAAAAGAACAAUCUAAAAUUUGGUUACACUAUUCUUUAUGGUAGUUCCAGAUCUACCUAUGCCAAGGAACACAUCAAUGGUGUUAAUGAGCUUUUCACAAUUCUUCAUGGUUUGACAGCCGCUUAA
Messenger RNA from Saccharomyces kudriavzevii IFO 1802, 3168 nucleotides. It is a transcript of the gene TPS3, whose product is annotated as trehalose 6-phosphate synthase/phosphatase complex subunit. The transcript has a single exon. Bases 1 to 3168 code for a protein of 1055 amino acids. Gene Ontology annotation, biological process: trehalose biosynthetic process. Gene Ontology annotation, molecular function: catalytic activity. The record is from RefSeq and is a predicted model, not a curated record. Gene Ontology annotation, cellular component: cytosol; alpha,alpha-trehalose-phosphate synthase complex (UDP-forming). Lineage: Eukaryota; Fungi; Ascomycota; Saccharomycetes; Saccharomycetales; Saccharomycetaceae.